AUGUACUCAUUGUUGAAGAAAGAAGUAUCGUUGUUUAGGUCUCCAAGGGAGGAGGUGUUUUGGUCGCUACACGGUAAUGAUCCAAUCACUCCAGGUGACAUCCGUCCAAGACAAUUGUCCAACAACUCCAAUGACGAUGACAAUGAUGACGACAAUCACACCACUAUAAUUGAAAUCAAGACAUUAUCAUUUGGACCAGCAUUUAAUAGACAGAUUGGAAUUGGUUGCCUACCUGACACGAUCACAACGCUUACCUUGGGUUGGGAAUUCAAUAAGGACAUCAUGGUCGGGACGCUACCAUCGUCCUUGAUCAAACUCUUCAUUGGCAAUCACUACAACAGCAAGAUAGAGAGUGGCGCGCUGCCCGAGACGCUCCAAACCCUCAGAUUCUACAGCAACUAUGACUUCCCCAGGAGGACACUCGAGGCCAACUGCAGGAUACCCAAGCUACCGGGCUCACUUACACAGAUGGAGUUUGGACACUACUUCAACUCAUUCCUAUUCCCAGGCUACUUCCCCGACUCCAUCACCAUACUUCGAUUCGGCGAAUGGUUCCUCCAGCCAAUCGAGGUCGGUGUCCUACCAAUGUCGCUCACUGAGUUAGCCUUUAUCGGUUCAUACCCUUAUGCCAUCCCUCUCAAGGCCUUCCCGCCUUCACUCCAGGACCUCACAUUCCAAUCCGAUUACAGUCCACCCUCCCCCAUCACUCUUCCAGUGUCAAUUGAGCGUCUGUACACCGGCUGGGACGGCAGCACUGUGCUCACGCCCGGCAUGCUCCCGUCAAAGUUGGACACACUUGACCUUUACCAAUAUUAUCAAGAAAUCAAUCCAGGUGUACUACCUGAAUCGCUACAACGCCUGUCGAUCUUCCAUGGACACAGUCAACCAUUGCUCCCUGGCUCACUGCCCAUGAACCUCACCGACCUCACAUUCUAUAUCACUUUCGAUCAAGAGCUGCCGCCAGGUAUUCUGCCACCCAAACUUGAGUGGCUCAAUCUUGGGUCGGACUUUAGACACCCUCUCUUGCCAGGUGUCCUCCCUCCAUCACUCACCGACCUUUCUAUGGAUGAUGACUAUUGUCUAUUUCAGCGCAUUGGGCCAGGUGUGUUGCCCGAUUCGCUCAAGGUGCUCACCAUUGGCGACGCAUACACUCAAUAUCCAACGGACUAUCCGGCACAGCCUUGGGUGUUACGGGAGCCUGUUACAUACUUGAAUGAUUUCAUCGUGCCGCUGUCCCUCCCAUUGUCCAUCCGCUAUCUGACACUUGGCGGGGGCUUCAACCAAGAGCUCACGCCAGGUCUCAUACCAGAGUUUGUAACAGACUUGACACUGGGACGCCAUUACAACACUGCGCUGUCACCUGGAUCUUUGCCCAACUCAAUUGUUAGGUUGAAAUUUGGAGACUUCUUUAAUCACCCGGUUGGAGCCGACACCUUGCCAACAAGCCUCAAGUCGUUGGCCUUUGGAAACAACUUCAACCAGAUGAUCACUCUACCCGACGCACUGACUGAGCUCACUCUUGGCGGAUGUUUUGAACAUGAACUCAUUCUUCCAUUUAAUCUUAGAGCAUUGUCUCUCUAUCAUAUCAAACAGAUUGGACAUGUUAUUAUGUCUGCUGAGAAUGACUCUGGCGAUGCUGUGCCCUCAGUCCAAGUCUUCACCAAAUGUAUAUUAAACUCAUCAAUGUUCCAGAACGGGGAUGAGCCAGACCCAAUGCCAAGGAUGGUGCAGCAUUUCAAGUCACUGACAUGUGCGUUCAAGACACCAGAGAAGAGCACAUUACAACAGUGUGUGGACAUAAAGAUACAGACGACAGACAUGAGCAAGAGAAAUGAUAACACAUCCUUCACGCCAUUGAAGAGGAAGAAGAUGGAUCACAGCAGUCCUGCUGCAUCACCUGCCGCUGUCACUCCUUCCAAAGUGCUAUCAAUGGACGACUUUGAUGACGAACGAUUCCAAUUGGAAUGCGAUAAGGAAGCUAUUAGAGAAGAGAGGAUGGUAGUGGAGAAGGCACGUAAAGAGGUGGAACAACGUGAAGAUACUGUGAAGGUGUAUGAGUACUCGUUGGAAGAAAGAGAGUUUGAAUUGGAGGAACGAAAGAUGGAGUUGAAUGAGAAGGAGUCGUGGCUCAAAUGCGAGGAGGCACGUCUCAAUGAGUUGGCCCAAGAGAUGGUGUCAGCAACCACAGACAUUAGUGCCAGCCAGACUGCGCUGGCCGAGCGCGAGGCAGCACUAUGCGACCGCGAGAAGCGUGUGGCAGAGCGCGAAGCACAGUUUGUCGCCAUCGAGAGCGAGCUAAAGGUGCGCAGGAAGAAGCUGGCCGAGAUUGAACAGCGUCUGAAGCAGCGAGAUCACGAGAUAAAGAUGGCAGAGAUCUCUGCACUACAAACGAUGAACAAGCGAUCAAUGACUUCACCAAAUGAUGCAGAUGUCGGUGGAUCAGACAACCUAUUCCAAUCAACGUCAUCCAUGUCAAUGUCACUGAGCACCCUAUCACCAAUCGCCCCAAAGUCAUCAAUGACAUCAACAACAACAACAACAAGCAACAAUCUGUCGGAGAGCACCAUCAGUCCUCUAUCACCAGCUCCAAAGGCUCGCAUGUCUGUGGCGCCUCGCAAGUCCAUCGUGCCAAAGACAUCGCUUAUCAACGCCAAGUCACCAAAGAAGACAUUUAUGGCACCGAGAAAGUCGAUCAUCAAGGGAGACACGAUCGCCACCUUGCUCAACAAAGAGAACUCUGGCUCAUCCUCGGCCAACACCACUUCACCGACAUCUCCAGCGACCAAGAUAUUACGUCGUCCAUCCAUCAUACCCUCGCGUCAGAGCAUUCUCAAGUAA
This is a messenger RNA of Acytostelium subglobosum LB1, 2838 nucleotides long. RefSeq lists its product as hypothetical. The coding region runs from base 1 to 2838 and encodes 945 amino acids. The transcript is spliced from 3 exons. The record is from RefSeq and is a predicted model, not a curated record. NCBI's taxonomy places the organism in Eukaryota, Evosea, Eumycetozoa, Acytosteliales, Acytosteliaceae.